This is a messenger RNA of Strongyloides ratti, 855 nucleotides long. RefSeq lists its product as hypothetical. The transcript has 2 exons. The record is from RefSeq and is a predicted model, not a curated record. Lineage: Eukaryota; Metazoa; Nematoda; Chromadorea; Rhabditida; Strongyloididae. Bases 1 to 855 code for a protein of 284 amino acids.
AUGUCUAUAACAUUAAUUAAUCAAAGGCAAUUGGAUCCCCUAAAAGAGUCAACUUCUAUUGAAGUUGAUGAUGAUGAAAAUUAUUCCAAAAAUAAUAAUAAUAAUAAAGAUAAAAAACAUUGUGAAAAUGUUUUUUCUAUUACUCCUAUAAGAUCAGCUUUCAUAACAAUAAUAUUAAUAGCAUGUAUAAUAGCAAUACUUUAUGAUGUUAAUAUACCACAUAAAGAUAUUUUUGUACCCCUAGAACAAAAUCAAACAAUAUUACAUACUGGUUGUGGAUUAACUGUUAAUAUUGGUGAUUGUAAUCCUGAUGAUUGCCCAUUUGGAAUAUGUGAAGCACGUUACAUAAGAUAUUACGAUGAUAUCUCAAAAGUUGAUAGAACUAAAAAAUUUUGUCAAUGUGUUGAGACUCCUAUGUGUAAUUUAAUAGGAAUGAAAAUUCAUUCAGGUUGCCGUGAUUAUGCAGGAUUAUCAGAAAUAGGUCAGGAAAUGAUUAGAAAAUGGAGUAUGACAGCAAUGGAAAAACAUUAUAAUAAUAAUAUAAAAAAAAGAAAAGUUAGAACAUUAAAUUUAUAUGCUUUUACCUUAUCAAAUACUACAAAUACAAUAACAAAAAUAGAUAAAAAAAGAAGAAAAAUAAGAAAUGAUGGUAAUAAACAAAUAUUGUAUAGUGAAGAUAAAAGGCAUUUACAAUUAUUUGAAGGAAUUACAAAAUUUUGUUGUAGACGAUCAAAAGUUAAAUCAAGAUAUAUGGUAAGCUCAAUGUUUAGAAGUUCUUCUUCAAUACCAUCAAAAAAUAUUCAUAUUUAUUUAUUUUUACUAUAUUUUAUCAACCAAAAACUAUUUAUUAGUUAG